AUGGCUAGGGCAGCCGCCAAGCGACCUUCACCUUCUCAAGAGACAGAUGGAGAAAGUAGUCAAAAUGCUAGAGCUAGGGAAAUUAAACGGGUGAAGAGAGAGACAAUAACUGAAAGAACCGAAUUCGAAGAUGGAUCAUCGCCUGAACCUUCUUCCGAUGAAGAUUCACUACCGGAUCUGGAAGAUGCGGCUAUGAGUGACGACGAGGAUGAUGGAGAAGAUUACGAAGAACCAGCAUAUAAAGAUGAUAUACUAGUAAAAGCUUAUGAAGCUUCGAAACAACGACAAAAAGGUUAUAUCGGAGCCACUUCAAAAGCUGGUGUGCUGAAAUCCAUGAACCUCGUGGAUUUCAUGUGUCAUCGUCAUCUUAGUGUUGAUUUCGAGCCCAAGAUGAACUUCCUUGUAGGACAUAAUGGAAGUGGAAAAUCUGCACUACUCACUGCAAUCGCCGUUGCUUUAGGUGGAAAAGCGAUGACUACAGGUCGAGGACAAGGCUUGAAAGAUCUGAUCAGAAAGGGUGCAGAUAAAGCGGUUAUCACUGUUGUUAUGGCCAAUUCAGGUCCAGAAGCUUUCAAACCUGACAUUUACGAUCCUCAUAUCAUUAUAGAGCGGACCAUCUCACUCAAUGGAUCAUCCGGCUACAAAUUUCGAGCUACUAGAGAUGGCAGAACUGUAGCCAAUAAGCGAGCAGAGCUUACAGCGAUCUGCGAGAAUUUCAGUAUUAACAUCGAUUCUCCGUUGACGAUAUUGACUCAAGAUCAAGCUAGAAGUUUCUUGCAAAGUUCAGAUCCUCAUAAAAUGUACAAGUUUUUCUUAAAUGGUACUCAACUUUCAUCUCUCUUGGAAACAUACGAAUCUUCCACGCAAAACAUCAGACAGAUUGAGAACUUUGUCAAACGCCAGCUGGAUGCGAUACCUGAUCUAAAAGAGAAGGUCGAGACCCUCAAUAGGAAGCUAGUUGCAUCCGAAGCUGUUGUCAAGCAGAAACUCAAAUACAAGAAAGUGUUAAAUGCGAUGGCUUGGGCAUAUGUAACUGAAAAGGAGAAUGAGCGGGGUCGAUACGAGAACAUCGUUCGGGAAAAUGACGAGAAAAUCGACCAAGCCCAAACGGAAAUUCACAUACGAGAAAAAACCAUCAUACAGCUAGCAGAUAAGAUCAGGGAAACAGAGAAAGAUAUCACGAAUCUGGAUCAAUCACGUAAGCCAUUGCAAAAGGCGGUCCAGGAUGCAAAAGAUAAAGUCAAGAAUGAGAAACGAGAUCUGAAUGAGGCGGAUAUCACUGCCAUCAAAGAGGAUAUCGAUGCCGAAAAAGGCGGUCUCAAGAUCUUACAAGGGAAAAUCGAUGCCAAGUUGCGGAUGAACGUUGAUACUCAGAAAAGCGAACACGCAAAGGCGGUCGGUGAUCGAACAAAAUACGAAGAGUUGAUCGCGAAGUUACGAAAGGAGAAGCCUAGAAGACAACAGCAAUAUGUGGAGAAAUCAGCUGAUCUAAAAGCUGCCAAACGAGACGUUCAAGAAGUCCAAUAUCGAAUUGAUCAACAGAAUAGCACCGCCCGUGGUAUUCAAGAUAAGAUCAAUAAUCUUGAAACUCAAUCAGUCAAUCGACUCUCAGCCUUUGGACAAGGAUUGGACAACGUAAUGCGAGAUAUCCAACGUACGAAAUGGAGACACUCCCCACCACUUGGACCUCUGGGAAUGUUUGUAAAACUGGACGAUAUGGGCUAUAGGGAUAUCAUACAAACCAUUCUCGGUCAGACCCUUUGUUCCUUCGCCGUGCAAGACAAUCAUGAUCGCUCUACUCUCAUCCAGAUCCUGCAAAGGCACCUGAGGAGCGGAUAUCGACCAGGUACUGGAAUAAACCAAGUACCUCCUGUUCUCUUGCAUCACGGUGACGUCUUCGAUUUUACGCGAGGUGAUCUGAGCCAUUUGGGGCCUACAUUCCUCAGUAAACUCACUGUGGAGAAUGAGCAUGUUCUACGUUUACUCGUCACCUUGCACCAGGUGGAGAGGACUUUCCUUGCCCGAACGGUGACAGAAGCAAAUAAUGAGAUGAAGAAAAUGCACAACAGCAGAACUUUGGACAACGUCCGAUUCUUCUCUGCUGAUUUCCAACAAUUGUCUGGUACCAUUUCGAGCAAACAGUCUGGUCCAACAGGACAGUGGCGAGGCUUCACCCUCUUCACUAGAGAUUUGAAGGAUGAAGUGCAACGGGCGCGGAAUGAACUUUAUGCUUGUAACGCUGAUGAGCAAAAGCUUGGCCAAGAGAAACAGGCUGCCCUAGCAAAAGUAUCUAAUCUCGAAAGCGAGCUGUUAGAAAUCAGUAAACAAGUGGAUAAAGUCUCCAAGGGUAUUGCCCCUGCUGAGGCUAAACUUGAUGAGACCAGACGAAAGCUUGCGGAGAUGUCUUCGACAGAGAUGGAGAAUUGGGAGGCAGAUCGAGAAGAUCGAAUGCGAAAAAUCCAAGCCAAAGAAGACCAGCUGCAAGGUUUCCUGGAGGAUAAGCGAAAGCGUUUGGAAAAAGUUGAGGAAUACAACGAAGCGAUUCUCGCUCGUCAACGGGAUUUAGAUGCGCAUGCACCAGAAAGACAAAAGCAAGCGAAAACAAUGACAACUCUCGUUCAGCAACGCGCCGAGGUGGAUAUAAAGAAGAAGCAUUACGAGAAAUCCAUGAACCUCUAUCAAGAGAGAAAGAACGCAGCAGCUGCUCAGGUCGUAGAAUAUCAAGAACAGGUGGACCUCUGGAUUCCUAAAGCCCAGAAUUUCUGCGCAACGCGAGUAUACUCAGAAAAGACAUCUGACCAGCUCACCCAAGAGAAAAAUGUGCUGGAUGCCUCCAUAAAAGACGCUGAGCAACAACUCGGUGUGGACACGGAGCAUCUCGCUUCCGAAAUAGUGAAAGCCAAAGCAUUGUUAAGAGAAGUGGUGGAGAGUAUCAACAAAAUGAAUCGACUUCAAAGGAUAUUCAAUCAAGCUAUAAAGACGCGACGACUUUGGUGGGCGGAGACUCGAUCUCACACUGCUAUUCGAGCCAAGACUGCCUUUGUUGUCUUUGAGAAUCUCAGAGACAUGGACGGAAGAUUGGAUUUCGAUCAUGUGAAAGAGAGAUUAUCUUUGAUUGUUCACUCCACUACUCGUACAGAAAAUGAAGAGGGUGAAUCAACCCAACGUUCGCAUUACAAAACUGCCAAGAACCUGUCAGGAGGCGAAAGGUCAUUCUCCACUGUAUCGCUCUUAUUAGCUUUAUGGUCAACUGUACCAUGUCCUAUCAGAGCAUUGGAUGAAUGGGACGUCUUCUUAGAUGCUGCCAACAGAAAAGUCGCAGCUAAAAGCUUGAUGGAUGGCGCCAGAGAAUCCGACGGUAAACAAUUUGUCUUGAUCACACCUCAGGAUAUGUCGGGCAUCGAAGUCAAUGGACCUGACACGAAAGUGAUCCGACUGGCAGAUCCAAAUAGAAACCAGUAA
This is a messenger RNA of Kwoniella shivajii, 3462 nucleotides long. RefSeq lists its product as uncharacterized. Gene Ontology annotation, cellular component: Smc5-Smc6 complex; site of double-strand break; nucleus. Bases 1 to 3462 code for a protein of 1153 amino acids. Lineage: Eukaryota; Fungi; Basidiomycota; Tremellomycetes; Tremellales; Cryptococcaceae. Gene Ontology annotation, biological process: double-strand break repair via homologous recombination. The record is from RefSeq and is a predicted model, not a curated record. Gene Ontology annotation, molecular function: single-stranded DNA binding; damaged DNA binding. The transcript is spliced from 21 exons.